Messenger RNA from Aureococcus anophagefferens, 6396 nucleotides. RefSeq names its product putative serine/threonine protein kinase (gene MUT9-3). The transcript has 11 exons. Bases 1 to 6396 code for a protein of 2131 amino acids. Gene Ontology annotation, molecular function: ATP binding; exonuclease activity; nucleic acid binding. Lineage: Eukaryota; Pelagophyceae; Pelagomonadales; Pelagomonadaceae. The record is from RefSeq and is a predicted model, not a curated record. Gene Ontology annotation, biological process: protein phosphorylation.
AUGUGCUCCGUGCCGACGGUCCAGGACUUGAGGGAGCACCGCGUGCGCGAGGACGGCCUCUGGUUCGCGCCGGCGAUCGACAAGCACCGGUCGCUCGGCGUCUGCGCCGUCGCCGAGGUCGCCGUGGGCGGGAAGCCGACCUGGCACGUCGGCGCCUACGGGGCCUGGGUCGCGCUCCGCGGCGGCGCGCUGCUCCGGGGCGCGGCCGCCGACGACGCGACGCUGCUCGUCGCGCUCGUCGUCGCGGGCUUCGCGCUCCACGCGCUCGGCCUGCCGUCGCGGGGCUGGCUCCGGCGCCACUGCGCGGCGAGCGCGGCGAACGCGCGGAGCGGCCGCGUCUGGUGCCUCGUCCUCGCGGCGCUGGCCCACGAGGACGCGCUGCACCUGAGCAUGAACGGCCUGGCGCUCGGCCGCGCGGCGCCGCGGCUCGCGGAGCGGCUGGGGGACCGGCCGUCGUUCUGGGCGUUCGUCGGCGCCGCCGCGGCCGCGAGCUCGGGCGCGUCCAUCGUCCUCGACGCGCUCCUCCGCGGCUACUCGGAGACGCGCGGCGCGUCGGGCUUCCACGCCUGGAUGCUCGAGCGCUUCGACUUCGCCACCGAAACGCGCGGCGAGACGCUCUUCGCCGAUCACGUCGUCCUCGACAUGACCAAGAUCUGCCAGUCGGCGGCGCGGCGCUGCAAGAACCCGCGCGACGCCGUGAAGCGCGUGCUCGGGCGCGUCGAAUCCUUGUUCGCGGCGCCCCGGGUCGCGUCCGCGCACAGCGUCGUCCGCGCGCGGCGCACCGUCGCCGCGCUGCUCGAAGGGCCCGCGCCGGCGGCCAAGCUCGCGUCCGCGCGCCUGCGGCGGCUCAAGAGCAAGGACGGCGCGCGCGCCGACGGCGUCGUGGCGCCCGGCGCCGGCGGCGACGCGCGGCCGCGGGGCUACGACGUUUUAGAAGUCGCCCCGGGCACGGAGUUCUCGGCCAAGCUCAGCCGGGAGCUGGGCGCGUGGGCGGAGAAGCGCUGCAAGCGGAACCACUACGGCGACACGCAGGCCCAGGGCUUCCGCGCCGUCUUCGUGAGCGACGCGGCCGUGCCCGGCGACGGCGAGCUCAAGUGCCUGGAAUACGUCGCGGCGCUCGCGGAGGCCGCGGCCGCGCCGGAGGACGUCGUCGUCUACGGCGGCGACGCGGACAUGGUCGUCAUGGCGCUGUGCCGCGCGUGCGACGGCGACGACACCUUCGGGCCGGGCUUAAGAAGCCUCGUGGUCAUGAACGACGUCGGCCGCGUCUACGACGUCGGCGAGCUCGUCGAAGCGCUGACGGCGUCCGCGGAGGGCCGCGGCGACCGGUCGCGGCGCCAGCUCGCGCUGGACUUCGCGUGCCUGGCGCUCGUGGCCGGGGGCAACGACUACCUGCCGCCGCUGUCCGUCGCGUCCGACGAGCUCUGGGGCGCGUACGUCGAGGGCCUCCGGCCGCUCUACGACGAGGCGACGGGCCGCGUCGACGGCGCGGUGCUCGCGUCGCUCCUCGAGGACCGCCACGACGCGGAGACCAUCGAGCUCAAGCGGCGGCGCGUCGUCGAGGACGCGCGGAGCCACGCGCGGACCGCGCGCGGCGGGCCGUCGGCGCCGCGCGCCGUCGAGGUGACCUUGGUGCGGCGCGCGGACCGCGUGGCCGUGCGCGUGCUGACGCCCAAGGAUUUCGGCGCCGUCGCGUCCGGGGCCGAGACGCUGACGUACCGCGUGCAGUGGCGCCGGGCCGGGGGCGCGGGCUGGCGCGACGCCGUCGCCGCGGACGCGCGGCGGCCGUUGGUCGGCGUGCCCGGCGACGCCGUCGCGUCGCGCGUCGAGAUCUUCGUCGACGCCGGGUCCGGCCCGCUCGAGGUGCGGUGCCGCGCGGCGAACUGCACGGGCUACGGGCGGAGCCGGACGACGAAGGUCCGGCGGGACCCCGCGUGGUGCGUCGCGGUGUGUCCUCGGGGCACGAAGUGCGACGAGCCGGCGUGCGUGCACGCGCACGAGCUCGGCCAGCUCGCCGAGGACUGGCCGACGCCCGCGGGCGACGCCUGCCCCGCCUGCCCGCCGCCGGGCCUGCGGCCCGAGGAGGACGACGGGUCGAGCUCCGCGUCGACGGAGCCCGACGCCGACGGCGCGGCGUGGGACGAGGCCGAGUGGCUGGCGUCGCUCGAGUGGUGUUUAGGGGCCUACGUGCGCGGCCACGUGCGCGAUAGCUCCGUGCGCUACGCGCGGCCGGCGGCGCCGCCGCCCGAGGCGGUCAUCGCGCACGCGGCGCGCGGCGGCGUUUCGGAACCCGGCGGCGCGCGCGACGAGCCCUGGGUGCCGCCGCUGAAGCCGUUGGAGGCGUUGGCCUGCCUCCUGCCCGGGAAGCAGUGCGCGCGGCUGCUGCCGCCCAACCUCCGCCCCGUCUUCGACGACGGGAGCGGCGCGGAGGACGCGUGGUUCGGCGCCGCGCCGUCGCUCGACUUCGCCAAGGUCGCGGCGGCGCUGGAGACGUUGCGCGACGACGAGACGGACGUGCCCUUCGCGAGCCCGCUCUUGAUUCGCGCGGACGGCCGGGGCCACGUCGAGCGCGCGGUCGUGCCAUUUCUCGAGGGCCGCGCGGACUACGGGGGCCCGCUCGCGGACCUCGGCGCGGAGCCGGAGCCGAGCAACCGCGCGUACACUUGGGACCCGCGCGCGGGCUACUACGCGUACCCGCCGGAGGGCUACGAGGGCUACGACCCGGCCUACGCGGCGGCCUACGCGGCGGCCUACGCCCAGGCCUACGCGCGCGCGCCGCCGCCGCCGCCGGGCUCGCCCGGCGCCGCGGCGGCGCCGCCGCCGCACGAGCUGCCCGAGCCCAUCACGCUCGGGCCCAUCUACCGCGACGGCGCGCCCAUGGCCUUCCCCGCGCCCUACGCGGGGCCCGCCUCGAUCGCAAUGGCGGCCAUGACGGACCCUACCCAGCGCCUCGCCGCGGCGCUGCGCGCGUGCGCGCGGCGCGUCCCGACGCGUCUCCACCUCACGGCCGCCGAGCGCCGCACGCUCUGCGUCGCCGCCGCCGCCGGCGCGGCCUUCGCCGUCGCCUACCGCGGCGCCGCCGCGGCCCUCGACGCCAUCAAGCGGCGCGCCGCGGCCGACGACGACGGCGACGACGCGUCGUCGGCGAGCGGCGACGAGGCGGGCGCGCGGCUGUCGCUCGUCUACGACGUCGCCGUCGGCGACCGCGUCGUCGCCGACGUGCCGCACAAGACCGUCCGGGUCGGCGACCGGGGCCAGGUCGUCGCGCUCGUCGCGGGCCGCCGCGGCGACGCGGGCCGCGCGCGCGUCGACUUCGGGGGCGGCGCGCUCUACAACUACGUCGUGGGCCAGCAGUGCCACCGCGCGCCCCUCGUCGAGGGCCGCGACGACGUCGUGCUCGGCGACAAAGUUACCGACGCGGCGAGCGGCGGGUCGGGCGUCGUCGUCGGCCUCGCGCCGGGCGACGGCGAGGUCUGGGUGUCGGACGGCCGCCGGCGCUUCAAAGCGCAGGCGAAACACCUCGCCCACGCGCCCCUCGCGGGCGGCCUCGCCAAGGGCGACCAAGUCGUGGCGUGCGCGGGCUUCGAGCGCGUGGAAGUCGGCGACCCGGGCGCCGUCGUCGGCCCCUGCUCGUCGCCGAACCUGGACGCCUUCGAGUCGCGCGUCCUCGUCGACUUCGGGGCCAAGGGCCGCUACUCCUACACGCGCGCGCAGCUCGCGUUCGCGGACCUCGAGGCGACGUUCGCGAAGGAGGACCGCGUCGUCGCGACGGCGGCCGUCGGCGCGCGCGUGGCACCGGGCGACCGCGGCGUCGUCAAAGGCGCGGACGCCUUGCGCGGCGGCCUCGUCGUCGACUUCGGGGACACGAGGGCGGCGCUCGCGCACGCGCCGCUCGUCCCCGGCCACGACGUCCGGAAGAACGACGUCAUCCGCGCCAAGGUCGAUUACGAGGAUGUGCGCGCCGGAGACCUGGGCGUCGUCCUCGGCCCCUGCGACCGGGCCAUGCCCGGCCGGGACCUGCGCGUCUGCGUGCUCUGGCGCCGGACCCGCGCCAAGAACAACUGGCAGCCGGGCAAGCACGCGGGGACCGCGGCGCCCGCCGGCGCGCCGGCGCCCGCCGGCGCGGCGCCGCCGCCGGAGUAUGCGACCGUGCGCGUCAUCGUCCCGCCGGGCAUGGCGCCGGGCCAGACCGCGGCCUUCACCGUCGCCGGCCGCACGCUCCGCGCGGUCAUCCCGCCGGGCGCCGUCGCGGGGUCCGCGUUCGACGCGCGCGUGCCCGCGCCGGCGUCGCGGCCCGGCGCCGCGCCGCGGAACCCGGAGAUGGAGGAGCUGCUCACGACGCAGCUCAGCGCCGUGUCCGCCGUGCGGGAGACCCUCGGCGCGCCCGCGUCCGACCUGAGCGACGACGCGAUCAUCGCGGCCCUCAACGCGCAGCACUACGACGUCGAGGCCGCCGCCGCCGUCGCCGCGCUGCUCGACCGGGGCUGGCCCCGGCCCACGGCGCCCCAGGCCGCCGAGGCCAAGGAGGCGCCGCCGCCGGGCGACUUCCCCGCGGCGCUCAACGCGUCCGCGCAGCGCCACGCCAACUCGCACCUCGAGCAGAUGGACGCCGCCGCGCUGGCGGCGGCGACGGACGGCUUCUCGGACGCGCGGCUCCUGGGCCGCGGCGGCUUCGGCGCGGUCUACCGGGGGCGCCUCGCGGGGUUGGACGUCGCGGUGAAGCGGCUGGACGCGGCGUCGAUGCAGGGCGCGGCCGAGUUCGCGAACGAGGUGCGCUUCCUCGCGCGCGCGACGCACCGGAACCUGAUCCUGCUCCUGGGCUACGAGACCGAGGGGCCCUGCCUCGUCUACGAGCUCGCGCGCGGCGGCUCCGUCGAGGAGCGGCUGGCCUGCGCGAACGACACCUACGCGCCGCUGACGUGGUCGCUGCGGCUCGGCGUCGCCAUCGACGUCGCGCGGGGGCUGAACUUCCUCCACGCCUGGCCCGAGGGCGCCAUCGUCCACGGCGACGUCAAGACCGCGAACGUGCUGCUCACGGAGCCGCCCGUCGUCGCCAAGCUCUGCGACUUCGGCCUCGGGCGCCUCAUGAGUGACCGGGCGAGCCAGAUGACGACGAUGAACCUCAAGGGGUCCUGGGGCUACAUCUGCCCGGAGUACGCGCGGACGGGCAAGGUCGGGCCGGGCUCCGACGUCUACUCGCUCGGCGUCGUGCUGCUGGAGCUCAUGACGGGCGCGGCGGCCUUCGAGCCGGCGCGCUCGCCGCCGGACCUCGCGUCCUACGCGCGCUCGAAGGGCUUCGACGGCGCCGCGCUGCUCGACGCGCGCGUCCGCGGCGACUGCGGCGGCUCAGUCGCGGACGUCUUCGGCCGCGUCGUCGAGCAGUGCCUCGCGGAGCACCGCGCGGACCGCAUGGCCACGGAGACGCUGCUCGCGUCGCUCUUCUCCAUCCGGGACACCGCGCGCGGCGGCCACUCCGCGGCCAUCGCGGGGCCCUCCGGCGGCUCGGGCGGCGGCGGCGGCCACUCGUUCCUCGCGCGCCUCAACGAGGCCAAGCGCGGGUCGCGGUUCUACGACUCGUUCCUGCCGAGCGGGACCGGCUCCGGAGCCAAGAAGAGCUACAUCGCCCGCGCCCUCAUGUACGCGCUCGAGACGCGCUUGGAGGGCACGGCGCAGGUCUACGUCGACCUGCUGAUCCAGGCCAAGGGCGACAUCUCGUCCAAGGGCAUCUUCCUCUCGCUCAUCGAGGAGUACAAGGCCGGGGACGCAAGCGACGUCCGGCGCGACCUCGCCGCGCUCUCAGCGAACGCCAACGGCGGCCUCCGCGCGACGCAGUUGCGCCUCAAGGUCCUCGCCAACCAGCACCGCGUCGCCACGGGCAUGCAGCUGUCCAGCGCGGAGCUCCGCGACUACGCGCUCGACGCCCUCGACCCGUUCCGUGGUCUACGAGGUCUCCCGCCGCAUCUUCCUCACGGGAUCGCCAUCGGGCUCCUCGGCAGCCUCAUCUCCUACCGCGUCUUCAGCCACUACGAGCCCUACGUCGAGGAGGACGACGGCGUUGUCUCGGAAGUGGCGCAGACCGAGCUCGUCCUCGUCUUCUUCUACGCGCUGAUGGUCUUCGCGACGGACAAUCUCGAGCAGCACGACGGCGUCUUCUCGGGCAAGGUGUUCGCGAGCCUCCUCGUCGUGCUCCUCGCGUCCACGCUUCUCAUCGCGGUCUGGCUGAUCAUCCUCGCGAACUUUAGCGGCGACGAGUUGCGCUCCUGCGUCGCGGGGCUGCGGCGUCGGGUCCGGCGGGCGGAAGACGCAAACGACGACGGCGGCGCGGCCACCGUCGACGCGGAGGCGGUGAAGCGGGCGGACGUGGCGCAGGACGCGGCCGGCCCCGCGGACGCCUAA